AUGCUCAGAUUAGCCCAGUCGUUGAACGGGAAGACCCAGUCCCGCAACUGGGGCCGUCUUUUUUCCACGUCGAGGUUCGUCAGUGCUCAGACUCUGACAGAGAAAAUCGUACAAAAGUAUGCAGUGGGCAUUGCUCCUGGUAAGGAGGUUCGUAGUGGAGACUAUGUCUCGAUCCGUCCUUCUCACUGUAUGUCACACGACAAUUCGUGGCCUGUGGCUUUGAAAUUUAAGGGUCUUGGUGCUUCGAAAGUCGCUGAUAAUAGACAGGUCGUGUGUACUCUGGAUCACGAUGUUCAGAACAAGUCCGAUAAGAAUCUCGAGAAGUAUCGCAAUAUUGAGAACUUUGCUAAGGAACAGGGUGUUGAUUUCUAUCCUGCUGGUAGAGGUAUCGGUCAUCAGAUCCUCGUUGAAGAGGGUUAUGCAUUUCCUUAUAAUUUGACAGUGGCUUCCGAUUCGCAUUCUAAUACCUAUGGUGGUGUAGGAUGUCUGGGUACUCCCAUUGUUCGUACCGAUGCUGCAUCUAUUUGGGCUACUGGAAUGACCUGGUGGCAGAUUCCUCCAGUUGCUAGAGUCGAGUUGAAAGGUCAACUUCAACCUGGUGUUACUGGUAAGGAUGUCAUUGUUGCAUUGUGUGGUGUGUUCAACAACGAUGAGGUGUUGAAUCAUGCUAUUGAAUUUGUUGGUGAAGGUGUUGACAAGCUUUCUGUUGACGAGAGAUUGACUAUUGCUAAUAUGACUACCGAAUGGGGUGCUUUAUCGGGAUUGUUCCCUGUGGACCAAGUGCUUAUUGAUUGGUACGAAGACAGACUCAAGAACUAUAUUAAGAAGGACAACCAUCCUCGUAUCAGCCGAGCUUCUAUUGAUAAUGUUAAGAACAAUGUGAUUACUGCUGAUGGCGAUGCUAAAUUUGCCAAGUACUUGACUUUGGACUUGAGCACUUUGUCGCCCUAUGUCAGUGGACCUAACUCUGUCAAGGUAGCCACUCCUUUGUCUGAACUGUCUAGCCAAGAUAUUAAGAUUAACAAGGCGUAUCUUGUUUCUUGUACCAACUCGCGAUUAUCGGAUAUUGUCGCUGCUGCCAAGGUUAUCAAGGGCAGAAAGGUCAAGGAAGGAGUCGAGUUCUACGUAGCAGCUGCUUCUAGUAUUGUUCAAAAGGAUGCUGAACAGAUUGGUGCUUGGAACGACCUGCUUGAAGCCGGUGCCAAACCUCUUCCUGCUGGAUGUGGCCCUUGUAUCGGUCUUGGAACCGGUCUUUUGAAGGACGGUGAGGUGGGUAUUUCCGCUACUAAUCGUAACUUCAAGGGUCGUAUGGGAUCCAGAGACGCUCUUGCAUACCUUGCCUCACCGGAAGUGGUUGCUGCUUCUGCUGUUCUUGGUAAAAUCGGGUUCCCUGAAGAGAUGGAUGGUAAGACUCCCCAGGCUGCUCAAGGAAUUAAGAGCACUAUUUCUGAUCCCAGCGAGGUCGGUGAGACUACUGAUGGAGGAGCUGCUGGUGUUGAAGCCACUGGAUCCACUGCAACCGUAUCUAUUUUGCCAGGAUUCCCCGAGUCGAUUCAGGGAGAGCUUGUUCUGUGUGAUGCUGAUAAUAUCAACACCGAUGCCAUCUAUCCCGGAAAGUACACAUACCAGGACGACGUGCCUCGAGAGAAAAUGGCCGAAGUUUGUAUGGAGAACUACGACAGCGAUUUUGGGUCCAAGACCAAGGCUGGUGAUAUUAUUGUCAGCGGAUUCAACUUCGGCACUGGUUCGUCUCGUGAACAGGCUGCUACUGCCAUUCUCGCCCGUGAUAUCAAACUUGUCAUUGCAGGUUCUUUCGGUAACAUUUUCAGUCGUAACUCGAUCAACAACGCCCUUCUGACUCUUGAAAUCCCUGCUCUCAUCAAGCUUUUGCGCGAGCGUUUUGCCGAGCAAAAGCAGUCCGAACUGACCAUCCGUACCGGACUCUUCGCCCAAUGGGACGUCAAAACCGCUACCGUCACCGUCCGCGACGGCUCGACCACCGGUCCCGUCCUCCUCACCUCCAAAGUUGGCGAACUCGGAGAAAGCAUGCAAGAAAUCAUCGUCAAGGGCGGCCUCGAGGGCUGGGUCAGGUCCAAAAUCGCAAACUAA
Messenger RNA from Sugiyamaella lignohabitans, 2109 nucleotides. RefSeq names its product homoaconitate hydratase LYS4 (gene LYS4). Lineage: Eukaryota; Fungi; Ascomycota; Dipodascomycetes; Dipodascales; Trichomonascaceae. Gene Ontology annotation, molecular function: homoaconitate hydratase activity; 4 iron, 4 sulfur cluster binding. Gene Ontology annotation, biological process: L-lysine biosynthetic process. The coding region runs from base 1 to 2109 and encodes 702 amino acids. The record is from RefSeq and is a predicted model, not a curated record. The transcript has a single exon.